Grus americana (Whooping crane) is the source of this 4789-nucleotide messenger RNA. RefSeq names its product LIM homeobox 1 (gene LHX1). The transcript has 5 exons. The record is from RefSeq and is a predicted model, not a curated record. Gene Ontology annotation, biological process: regulation of transcription by RNA polymerase II; neuron differentiation. Gene Ontology annotation, molecular function: DNA-binding transcription factor activity, RNA polymerase II-specific; RNA polymerase II transcription regulatory region sequence-specific DNA binding. Lineage: Eukaryota; Metazoa; Chordata; Aves; Gruiformes; Gruidae. Gene Ontology annotation, cellular component: nucleus. The coding region runs from base 1284 to 2396 and encodes 370 amino acids.
UUUCAUCUCCCUUUUUCCCCCCCCCUUUUUUUUUUUAUUUUCCCUCGUUGUUCAAUGUGACCCGCAAACGCCUUUUCCGUCCCCCUGCCCCCCUCCCCGUGCACACGGCAAACACCUCCGAAACCGUUGUUAUUUCUCCCGGUGAUCUCCCGGGGCGGGCGGGGGUCGGGCCCGGGGUGGGGUCCCCGGGCGCCCCGUCGGGGCCCGCAGGGCGAGGCCCGGCCGUUCUCCGCGGGCACCGGCCGCGCUCGAGUUCUCCAAAGUUGCCUCGAAACUAUCGACCGGCGGAGCGGGGGCGGUGCGGGCGGGGACCGUCACGGGCCCGGUGCUACGGAGCGGGGGCGGCCCCGCUGCAGCGGCAUUUGCCGGGGCUUCCCGGCGGGGCUUUCCGCGGCCGUGAGCGCAGCGCUCCGCGGGCCGGAGCCCGGCGUUGUUUCCCCCGCACGCUCGGAGCCCGGUGCCGCCCCGGCGGGGGGGAAGGCCCGGUGCGGCGGUGCUCCGCGGCUCGGUGCGCGGCUCCGCGGGCCCAGCGCCUCCCGUCAAACCGGGCCAAGGCCACGGCGGAGGGCAGCGUCCCCCUGUCCCCGGCCGAUUGAUGGAGAGGGCACCGGGCACCGACACCCGCUCGCCUCCGCUUCCCCCGCGCAUCCCGGCAGGGCCCGGCCCGGGAUAAAUCCCGGGCUAGGAGCGGGCUGCCUGCGUCCCUGCCCGGCCGGGCCCCGCCGCCUCGGCCCGCUCGCACACCGGCAAUAACGGCAAAGAGCGCUCGGGGCCGGGAUGGCCGCGGAGCCCUUCCCGCACCCCGGCACACCGCAUCGCCCGGCGGCGGCGGAGCGCUGCCCCGAGCCCCGCCGCUCUGCUGCCGCUCCUCCCCGGGCACAGGGACCGGCGCUGCCCCGGGGCCGGCUGCCGUGAGCCCCGCGGUGCGGCCCCGGCCGGAGCGGAGCGCUGGAGGCACCGAGCCCCGGUGCGGGUCCGGCGCCGGCCGAGCCGGUAUCGGCAGCUCCUGCGGCCAAUGCGCGGCCGGGACCGAUUAAUAACAUACAAGAAUUUUUGCUUGAUGUUUAUUAGCGUGUCGUUAAUCAAUGCGUCAGGGCGCGGAGGGGAAACCCUGGACAACGCAGCCCCGGUGUUUAAUUAAUCCCUCAACACUUCACCCUCAGCCCAAAUCGGGUCUAUUUUUUUUUUUUUUUUUUUUUUUUAAGAUAUCAUUUCAGGGAUUCGCUCGUUAGGAAGAGAGAACGCUCUGGAGGGAUGCUUUAUUUUAUUUCAUUUCAUUUUGCAUGGCCAAGCGGUGCAGCUCGGCGGGGCGAGCGGAGGCCGCGGUGAAGGGCGCGGGGAUGCGGUGUUUCGGGACCAAGUGUGCGGGCUGUGCCCAGGGCAUCUCCCCCAGCGACCUGGUCCGCAGGGCGCGGAGCAAAGUGUUCCACUUGAACUGUUUUACGUGUAUGAUGUGUAACAAGCAACUCUCCACCGGCGAGGAGCUCUACAUCAUAGACGAAAACAAGUUUGUCUGCAAAGAAGAUUACCUAAAUAACAGCAAUACUGCCAAAGAAAACAGCCUGCAUUCAGCCACCACCGGCAGUGACCCCAGCCUGUCCCCCGACUCCCAAGACCCCUCCCAGGACGACGCCAAGGACUCGGAAAGCGCCAACGUGUCCGACAAGGAGACGGGCAGCAACGAAAACGACGACCAGAACCUGGGGGCCAAGCGGCGGGGACCCCGCACCACCAUCAAAGCCAAACAGCUAGAGACUCUGAAAGCCGCCUUCGCGGCCACCCCCAAACCCACCCGGCACAUCAGGGAGCAGCUGGCGCAGGAGACCGGCCUCAACAUGCGGGUCAUCCAGGUCUGGUUCCAGAACCGGCGCUCCAAGGAGCGGCGCAUGAAGCAGCUGAGCGCGCUGGGCGCCCGCCGGCACGCCUUCUUCCGCAGCCCGCGCAGGAUGCGGCCGCUGGUGGACCGGCUGGAGCCCGGGGAGCUCAUCCCCAACGGGCCCUUCUCCUUCUACGGAGAUUAUCAGAGCGAGUAUUACGGCCCUGGAAGCAAUUACGAUUUCUUCCCGCAAGGACCUCCUUCAUCUCAAGCUCAGACACCCGUGGAUCUCCCUUUCGUGCCCUCCUCGGGGCCGUCAGGCACUCCCCUGGGGGCCAUGGAUCACCCCCUGCCCGGACAUCACCCCUCCAGUGAGGCUCAGCGCUUCACUGACAUCAUGUCGCACCCCCCCGGAGACUCGCCGAGCCCCGAACCCAACCUGCCCGGGUCCUUGCACUCCAUGUCCGCAGAAGUUUUUGGCCCCAGUCCUCCAUUUUCUUCGAUAUCCGUCAACGGUGGUGCUAACUAUGGCAAUCACUUGUCACAUCCACCAGAAAUGAAUGAAGCAGCUGUGUGGUAGCUUUAAAACAAACUGGGUCUAAGUAAGUGAUGAUCAUCUAGUCUGCUUAUUGUUAUGGUGUACAGAAAUGAAUAAAUAUAACAUCUCUCCUGCCCUAAGACAAUAUUACCUUGGGAACGAACUGAAUCCAAAUCGCUCCAAGGCAAGCUUUGCUCUAGACCAGGACAAUCUUCAUGUUAUGGUUGUAUCAAACAAGCAAGGGGACUUUUUUGUACCAUUGACAAAGAAACUGGUGAAGCUGUACAGUAAAGUGCUGCCAUACCGUAGGAUGGCGUAAGUUUGAUUACCCUGUUGGAUGUCAUCCUAAGAGCCACAAUCCUUAGAAACUUCUCAUUUAAAAAAAAAAAAAAAAUAAUUGAAUGAAGGAAAGGUCAAAGAAAAGGGGGAAAAAAAGCUUCAAGAACUCUAGCCUUCCCGGUUAAGGAUGGUUCUGGCAUUAUGAAUUUGUUUGUUAAUUUUUGUCUCUCAGAAAGUUCAACAACAAGAAACUCUUUUUAGCUUCAGCCAUUUCAGCCUGCUGACUAUCAGGUGGGACAACUUUCUUUUUCCUUUGUUUUUGUUUUGUUUUCCAAAAUAACAAAUACUAAAUGUUAAGCCCUCAGCACCAACUCUUCUACCUUCACAAAGCUACACGUACAAAACCUCCUCAUCAUAGCAAGGGUCACCACCCAGACCUCUAACGAAAAUGACUUGAAAAAAACAAACAAACAAAAAGUAUUCUACCUUCACAGAGAGAGAAAAGCUAAACAAAAAGACUCUAUUGAACUAAAAACAGUCAACUGUUUACGUCUAAUGUUAAAUUCAGGAGUUCAAUGUUUUACUAAUAAAUCCUGUUUUAGAACCUCUUGUUCAAAAGCAAAAUAUUUUGAGCAACCAACCAAAAUAGUUCAUUUUCUUUUCUGUAGAUGUUAUAACAGAUUGCAGGGCUUGUGGUUCACUGUGCUAGUUUGUAAAAGGUGUUGUUUACAGAAGGCAAAGAAAAAAAAAAACCCAUGAAACCCAGACAGUUGCCAAAUAAAGUAAAUAUAUAGCACAAAUACUGUAAGGUGCUUUGCACCAGCAACCCGAGAAGGUGUUUAAAAAGUGUUACAAGGUUAAAAAAAAAAAAACAAAAACCAACUAACAAACAUCUUUGCUAAUUUUUAGUCCUGUUGAACAUUCAUGGAAUUGUUAAUAUGACUUAUAUAGACCCACACAGGUUUUAUUUUUGUGUCUUUAAAAUAAAAGUCCAAAAUAUUUAAAUUUUAUGGUCAAAUAUGCAGUCAACAGCUGCUACUUUUUUCUUUAUAUAUUAAAUUUCUCAUAUGUCUUUUAUUGUUCUAAUAAACCUAAGCUUGUGUGACCUCCAGUGCAUAUUAGACCAUUCACUGUAUGAAAGAAAACAUGUUGGAUAAAAUUUGUGCGUUUUUAAUAAAAUUAGAAAAUCUGAUGUUUAGAUAACUUGUGUUUCAUUUGAUGUUUUAAGCAAUUUUAAAUGGAUUCUCUGGAGUAAAAUAGCCCUGAGAAAGAAUGAUCCACUCUACUGAUAAUCCUGUAUAGCUCUUUUGCUUCGGGAGAAGUCUAAACCCCGGUGUCGCUGCAGAUAGCAGGCAGUGGCAGCUCCGGCCCCUCUCUCCAUCUGCAGCCUCCGUUGGUGAAGUACAAACAACGCGCUACGCUGUACGCUAAAUUGCAAAACUGGAACCUAAUCCAAUCGUUAAAUAUAUUAACCUCUUCUUGGUCUAUACUAAGAGAAAACAUACUCAAAAUGCUUAUUUUGUGCGUAAACAAAAAUGUAUUGUAAAUGUAAAAAAGUUUGCAAAGAUACGGUUUUUAAUUCAUCCAUUUUUACUGAAAUUGAUUCUCCAAAGGAAAUUUUUCUUUUUUUUUUUUUUUUUUAAUUCCUAACUGGAUGGUUUUCAACACAGCAUAACCUCAAUGUCAUGGAAGUAAUUUUCAUCCUUUUUUAGAGCUGAUACAAAGUCAAUUGUUUAAUAGCGUUUGGUAUAUAUGAAGUUCUCUGAAGGGCAGCGGGGGAGAGUAUUUUGCUUUGCACUAGAUACGUACUCAUUUUCUUGGAGAAAAAUGAAACAAAACAAAAAAAAAAUCCGGAAUCUUGUGAAAUGACAGAUUUAAUGUUUUAAUUAUAAAUGAUUGCAGAAUCCCAAAUAUUCAGUGCUUCAAAAGCAAAAGUCUCACUGAUUCCGAGAGGACUUUGACCUGUGUUAGAAGCAAAGAAUUAGGUUCGGUUCUGAAAAGUCACUGCUUUAAACGUUUGCCACCUGCUGAGCUAAUAGAACGGGAUGAACUAUAAUUGCAUAUUUUCCUUCGUCUCUCAGCUAAUCACGACUCUGGCUGGCUUCUUUUUUUAUUUUAUGUAGACACAGAAAUUUACGCUAAAACACAGACUUCUA